Molecule: messenger RNA, 1077 nt
Organism: Paralichthys olivaceus (Japanese flounder)
Lineage: Eukaryota; Metazoa; Chordata; Actinopteri; Pleuronectiformes; Paralichthyidae
Gene: guca1ab.2
Product: guanylate cyclase activator 1Ab.2
Biological process (GO): visual perception; positive regulation of guanylate cyclase activity
Cellular component (GO): photoreceptor inner segment; cone photoreceptor outer segment
Molecular function (GO): calcium sensitive guanylate cyclase activator activity; calcium ion binding
Source: RefSeq, a predicted model, not a curated record
AUGGGAAACUGUAACAGCUCCUCAGUGGAAGAACUACAAGCGUGUGAGAGUCAUCAGUGGUACAGAAAAUUCAUGACAGAGUGCCCCUCCGGACUUCUCACCUUCUACGAGUUCAAGAAGUUUUUUGGCCUGAGGAAUCUGUCGGAUACAUCAAACGCCUACAUUGAGACCAUGUUCACGACGUUCGACAUGAAUGACGAUGGAUACAUCGACUUCAUGGAGUAUGUGGCCGCUCUGAGUCUGGUGCUGAAGGGAGGAGUGCAGAAGAAGCUCCGCUGGUAUUUCAAACUGUAUGAUAUCGAUGGGAGUGGCUGCAUCGACCGUGAGGAGCUGCUGCAGAUCAUUAAGUCCAUUCGAGCGAUCAAUGGAGUCCCUCAUGAGAUGUCCGCAGAGGACUUUGCCAACAUGGUGUUUGACAAGAUUGACAUCAAUGGAGACGGUGAACUGUCCUAUGACGAGUUCAUGGAGGGAGUACUGAAUGAUGAAAUGCUCCUGAAGACCCUGACGGAGAGUCUGGACCUGACACACAUAGUCCACAGGAUUCAAGGAGAGAUGAGGGCCAACAUUUAAGAUUUCCAACCGUUUACAGACUUUUACCUGACUGUGCCACAGCAGAAUGAGGGAAAAUGUGGGUUCAGGAAAAUCCAUAAAUAAUCAACGCACGACACCAGCUGAACUGUUCUGCUGUUUCAUCAAACAGUCAUGGACCAGAACAAGACAUUCCAUCAACCCAGAUAUCAAAUUACCUCUUCAAUGCCUCAACGCAAACUUUAAAAUGCAAAGCAUAUGACCUAAUACGCCAUGUAAUUAAAAACUAUCAUUAAUGUGACAAUGAUUCACAUUAGUAGAUAUUCACAGCCAAACACCAACACAGGUGCAUGAAGUUAAAACAUAUUCUGUGCAUCUUCUGUCAAACCCCAGCUGAAAUGAUUUCUGUCCAACGUCCAUUAAGUGCUUUAUAUCCAUGAACUUGUUGCAUGUUGUUUGAUGGUAAAUACAUGAUGAACUAUCUGUAGCAUUCUGAGACGCUUACUCACUUGAUUGUAAUGUUUUAUAGAAAGUAGACUGACCGGAUAU